Octopus sinensis (East Asian common octopus) is the source of this 1950-nucleotide messenger RNA. RefSeq names its product transmembrane protein 231. Lineage: Eukaryota; Metazoa; Mollusca; Cephalopoda; Octopoda; Octopodidae. The coding region runs from base 375 to 1316 and encodes 313 amino acids. The transcript is spliced from 7 exons. Gene Ontology annotation, cellular component: ciliary transition zone; ciliary membrane. The record is from RefSeq and is a predicted model, not a curated record. Gene Ontology annotation, biological process: regulation of protein localization; cilium assembly.
CGCCCAUUUUCUUAAAGUUAUGAGGAAACAAAAUCAGUAGGGGAACAUUUAUGUAGUUAUACUCAGUACAAAGAAGAUUAAAAAAUAACUAAAUGUAGAUUGAUUGGGAAAGGUACAACGCACGAUUAUGGUGUACUCCUAUUUAUCAACCCACGGACAGCGGGAGACUUAUAGUGUCUAGCCCCCAACACCUCAACUUCAACCACUUGAACCUUAGCGUACCCUUAGUUCCUAACAAUUUCCAUCACUAUAAAUGUAUUUAUUCCGUAAACAUAAACAUACAGCUUUAGGGUGGGAUUUCAGAACCCGGAAGUGACGAAAUAUCCUUACUAUGGUUACCGCAGUUACAUUUCCGAUGCAACUUUAGUUUGAACAUGGCGGUCUUUGAAAUCUUUUCUCAUGCUGAAUUACGCCGAUAUCGAAGUCACAUUUUCUCCAAAGCUACAGCUCUACAGGUUUUCAUUACUCUUUUAACAUACAUACUACCUCUUGUAGUAAUUUACCUUAAUGAUGGUAUUUGGAUUAGUGAUGCUCGUUUCAGAGAUCAACCAAAAAUUGUAUUCAAAAAGGAACUGCUUUUUCUUUUAUAUACUACUGGUAGCACUCAGUCAUAUGUCACAUACAGUACUUUUGAAAAUUACAACAAAUUACAACAAAAUUCCCUAAGGAUUCCACUGAUAAAAUCAGUGGAAGAAGACAUAAAUGGUGAUGGGAAAUUGGAUAACUUACAGCUUACCCUUGAAGUGCCACUAUAUGAUUCAGAAAAUGUCGUUGCCAUUGAAAUGUUACUGUUUUUCCAUUAUGAAUUGCAUAAGCACGGUUCAAUAACUAUGAAUUCUAUGGCAUAUAUUCAUCAUUCAUCUGUAAUACCAGGUGCCAAAAUAAAUGUGUAUGGUACAUUGGAAACUGUACAGAGAAUACCACUUCACUAUAAAGGCAAUAAUAUACGGUUUAAUACAUCCAUAAUUGAUUCUGACAGUGUAUAUGCCUCAGCUUAUGAUUUGUCUAAUAUCCUGAAGAAGUAUCAUGAAAGAAAUGUGACCACCAAAUUGAUAGAACCUUACUAUGCUUGGACCAUUGGACGUGGGGCCAAAAUGCCAUUUAUUAUUUCAGUGAACAUUAAAUACCCACGGCAAGAAUUUAUUUAUUCUCCAAGCCUACUGUACCAACUAAAGUGGGGUUGGGUGCAGUAUGUAUCAUUGCUGUUUUUCUUCCUUGUAGCGGCUCAUAACCUAAAGGUGUUCAUAUUUAGCAACCAGCUUGUGAAUACAAUCAUAACAAGACCUUACAGAGAUACUGGGCUGAAACUUUCCUGAAGCUGUUCUUGGAUGACAUUUGUGUUGGUGUUCACUUUAUAUAUACCAAGCUACUAUACUGACUGGUAUAGCCAUACAAGAUAUCAGAAUUACACAACAACAAUAAAAACGUAUACAUAUAAUCACAACAUAGAUAUGCAGUUACAAUAUUAUUAAACUUUAUCACCGAUGCUAUGUGAAACAUAUUAAUUCUGAGCCUAUUGUUGCAGCAAUAAGCAUCCAACUCAUUCUCAGACACACACCAAGGCUGCAAUGUAAACAAACGUUAUAUUUCUAAUUUUUCAUACCUGUUUUCUUAUUUUUUCUAAUUUUCUUUGAUUAAGAGUAUGACCCAAAACUUUAGAUCCUCUUUUUUUUUUUCAUUUCCCGUAUUUAUUUUCAAUCUACACACUCUUUGAUUGUUAUUGUCUCAUUUCAUUUUUCUGCACUUCUUUCACCAUGUGUUUUAUUUGUCGAAAUUCAUAUGUUGUUCAUUUGUUUAUCUCUUUACCUUAUGAUUUGCCUCAUUUUACUUGUGCAUAUUUUUAUUGAUAUAUUGAGUGCGUUUAUACACAAUUUUGUACACCUCUGACACUAUAAGAAAUCUUUAUUGUAAUUCAAAGGAGAUAACCUACAUACUUUGUUUUGUGUAUUA